AUGGAAGAUAUAAGAUUGAAUGAUGAAGACAGUUGUUUCAUGGAUACUGAAAUGGAUCAUCAAGUGGUGGAUGAAGAUACCGAACCUCCAGAAAAUUUAGAGAAAAAUGAAGGUACACGAAAAACCAGAGCUCAUUCUAGUCGUAGAGUAUCUAAGUGCUGGAAAAAGUUUACCAUAAUAGGUGGUAAACUACCUGAUGGAAAGUAUGACGUUAGGUGCAAUUAUUGCAAGAAGCAUUACUUUUUAGAUCUUCACAGAAAUGGAACCACCACUCUACUUAGGCAUAUGAGAGUUUGUGCUAAAACCCCUGGAAGUACCCCUAGAAGCUCUCGGAAAUUGGAUAUGGAUGUCUUCCGGGAAAUGAUAGCAAUGGCUAUUAUUGAACAUAACUUGCCAUAUUCUUUUGUUGAGUACAAAAGAAUCAGAAUGGCUUUCACUUAUGCUAAUUCUACUAUUCAGUUUUGGAGUAGAAAUACAGCAGCUUCUGAUGUUUUAAGCAUCUAUGAGAAAGAGAAACAGAAGCUUAAGAAAGUCUUGUCUGAUAUUCCAAAUAGGGUGUCUUUAACAACUGACCUUUGGAGGGCCAUUACCAUAGAAGGAUAUCUUUGUUUAACCGUUCAUUACAUUGAUUCUCACUGGAAACUGAAGACGAAGAUUCUUUCUUUCUUUGCAUUUCCUCCUCCACACACAGGAAUAGCUAUUUCGAUGAGACUGAUUGAAUUGCUAAAAGAAUGGGGUUUAGAAAAGAAAGUCUUCUGUCUGACUGUAGAUAUUGCUUCUUCUAAUGAUUCUAUGCAAAGCAUUAUGAAAAGGCAACUUCAGAAAGAUCUAGUAUGCAAUGGAGAGUUCUUCCAUGUCCGGUGUUCAGCACACAUUCUAAAUCUUAUUGUGCAAGUUGGAUUGUCAGUGAUUGGUGAAGCUCUGCACAAGAUUAGAGAGAGUGUGAAGUUUAUAAAAGGGUCUGAAAGCAGAGAGAUUAUGUUUCAGAACUGCAUGGAAACGGUUGGAAUUCAAGGCAAAGAAAGUCUUGUUUUGGAUGUUGCUACACGCUGGAACUCAACACAUCUCAUGCUAGUUAGAGCUUUAAAGUUCAAAUAUGCUUUAGGUAACCUUGCUGAUGUAGAACCAAGUUAUACAAGUUGUCCAAGUGCUUUAGAGUGGAGCAGAGCAGAACUGAUAGCUGACUUCUUGAACCCAUUUUCUGAAAUGACGAAGCUUAUUUCCGGCUCUUCAUACCCGACUGCAAAUUUGUACUUUAUACAGGAUUGGAAGAUAGAAAACUGGUUGCGAGCUCAUGAACUGUCUACUGAUGGGAUUAUUUCUGAUAUGGUGGAAGUUAUGCAAGAGAAAUUUGACAAAUAUUGGGAAGAGUACAGUGACAUACUAGCAAUUGCAGCAGUUCUUGAUCCAAGAAUGAAAUUUGCAGUGUUGGAAUACUGUUACACUACUUUGGAUCCAAUCACCAGUAAGAACAGAUUGCAACAUGUAAGAUCAAAGAUGUAUAAGCUAUUCAAAGCUUAUCAAAAAAACCAAAGAAACAAUGUUGCUGCAGCCACUUCACAGACUUUGCCAGAAGAUAUUCCUGCCGUGACUUCUGAUGAUGAGUCUUAUGUUUCUGCCGGUUAUGAUGUGUCAUCUAGUUUGUAUCAGGGAUUCUAUGCUUUUUUUGCUCAAAAAGCUGGUGGUAGUGGAAAGUCUGCUCUUGAUAUGUAUUUGGAUGAACCCGUUAUGGAUAUGGUUGCACAUAAAGACAUGAAUGUGUUAACAUAUUGGAGGGACAACUCUUCUCGUUUUAAGGAGCUGUCUUGUAUGGCGUGUGAUGUUUUGAGCAUUCCAAUAACAACAGUUGCCUCAGAAUCCUCUUUUAGUAUAGGUAGUAGAAUACUUAAUAAGUAUAGAAGCUCUUUAUUACCAACUAAUGUUCAAGCCUUGGUUUGUGCAAGAAACUGGUUAAAAGGCUUUCCAAUAGAGGAUGAGACAGAAGAGGAGAACAAAGAGGAGGUCGAAGAGGAGCAAGAAGAAUCUUAA
Messenger RNA from Eutrema salsugineum, 2028 nucleotides. RefSeq names its product zinc finger BED domain-containing protein RICESLEEPER 2-like. Bases 1 to 2028 code for a protein of 675 amino acids. Gene Ontology annotation, molecular function: DNA binding; protein dimerization activity. The transcript has 5 exons. Lineage: Eukaryota; Viridiplantae; Streptophyta; Magnoliopsida; Brassicales; Brassicaceae. The record is from RefSeq and is a predicted model, not a curated record.